Molecule: messenger RNA, 1978 nt
Organism: Aspergillus sclerotioniger CBS 115572
Lineage: Eukaryota; Fungi; Ascomycota; Eurotiomycetes; Eurotiales; Aspergillaceae
Product: centromere binding protein B
Exons: 3
Coding region: 153-1847 (564 amino acids)
Cellular component (GO): nucleus
Molecular function (GO): DNA binding
Source: RefSeq, a predicted model, not a curated record
CUUUAUAAUCGCUAUAGUGCUCCGAUUGACGGCUCUUGUCCGGCACUGGCGUCGGUGCAACCACGACAACCGCUGCCAUCGUGAUAUCACUGCCCCUCCUAGCCUCACCUUCUUUGCAUACUCCCUCCACGCCUCCUCCUGCUCUUUCAAACAUGGAUACAGAGAGCAAUCAUGCGCAAGACCAUGAGUUUGCCCCGACCUCCUGGCUGGAUAUAGAUGGGUUCAGUCCCUCGGAGCAGUCUCCAACAAUGGAUUAUCCGGCCUUCGGAUACAAUGUCGUACCGCUAGACCCUUCCUAUGGCGUUGAUUUACCUCCGCCUUAUGCGACACUGCCAAUAGCCAUGGCUCCACCCCCAAGUUCCUGGCCUAGUAUGCUUUCACAUCAUGGGCCUUUCCCAGAUCCAGGUGUGCCAGCUAUGCCCAUAUUGCAGGCACCACCUGUAAUUGCGCCGGCCCCGAUCAUUCCAGCUCCACCUCGCAAGUCAUCUACUAGCAAGCAACCCAUGAACAAGUCGUCCACCGGCAAGUCAUCCUCAGGCAAGUCGUCCACCGGCAAGUCGAAUGGCAACUCAACGCCACGGAGGACCCUUACCGACGAAGACCGUCGACAAAUGUGUCUCUACCACGAGGAGAAUAAAACAGCCAAGCAGACAGACAUUGGAGCAUUGUUUGGAGUUGAAAGAAGUACGGUAUCAAAAGUCCUGCGGCAGAAGGAUAAGUAUCUAAAUCCGGACGAUGGGAGUCGGUCUCCUAUUAAGCGGGCCAAAGGACGAGUCCCGGAUAUCGAGAAGGCUUUGUCGAACUGGGCAAGGAAUUAUCAAAAACAGGGCUACCCGUUGAAUGACGAGAUGAUAAGGGAGAAGGCCCUGUUUUUUGCCAGCACCUGUGGCAGUUCGGACGGCAAGGAGAAGGUCCUAAGCACCAGCUGGUUGGAAAAAUUCAAACGCAAGUAUAACCUGAUGGGUGCGAGGAACCGGAAGGGCUCCUUUAGUAUCAAGAGUGAAUCCGCGAGCCCAACUUGCUUGAGCAUCGAUUCAGCAUUGGCAUCCGCCGUCCAGUCUCCCACUCUACUCUCGCCUACAUCCCCGACUGGCUUCAUGUCACCAUUGCCGUUAUCACCCGUCCAGAGCAACGAGAACAUGAGGGGCGAGUUUGCUCAGAGUCUAGCUGAAAUUGCAAGUGACUAUCAACAUAUGCAUACCAAGAGUACAAUUUCGCUUGACACAACCUGCUCUUUCUCUGCCGGUCUCACCAGUCCGACAUCUCCUUUGUUGACGGAAAGUCCAUUCACUCCCACUAGCCAGUCACUUAAUUCGGCUACAGACGGCAAUUCCACCAGGCCUCGCAGCCAGACGUUUCCACUCAGUUCAUCUGAUCCAAGUUUGAUGGCCGCUGAUGAAUCUGAGCAUUUGACAAAAGCUGCACUACGACAAUCAUUGUCAGGUACGGCACCUGACUCUUGUGAGAACCAACGCGAUCAGAAGAUCCUUCCGGCACUCGAUACUUCUGCGGGUACAAUCAAACGCAACCGUAGUAAUCCUGACUUCAAAGCCAAGUCUAUAUAUCCCCCGUUGUUCUCAAAAUCCAGCACCGUGUCUCCUGUUAGCUCCCCGGGAUCGCCAACUCAGGAUGAAGCCAGAAAAGCGCUAGAACUCGUGAUGAGCUACUUCAAACAGCAGCCCUCUGGACUUGGUGCAGAUGACUAUAUGACAAUCGGGAAGCUGAUGGAAAAGCUUGAGCUCGCUAAAGCGCAGCAGGCCACACUUCCGGGGGGCCUCACUCGAAUCGACGAACAUGAUGAUUCACCACAUCUGAACCAGAAGAGGAGUAUUCACAGUCUGGGUUAAACGGCCUUGCCUGGCUGCCAAACUCCUACAUCGACACACAUAGAGCGACCGUCUAUGAUCAGUCUUGUGGGAGUUGCUGGCAGCCGUACAUGAGCUUGGCAUCACAAAAUACAUAGUGUCUUGUCCUAAUU